AUGACCGUGAGACAGCACCAAUAUUUUACCGGAAGCGCACGCUGGGCGUUCAUUCUCGCACCGGCCCGAUACGCGCAGAAUCCGAGCAACUCGACAGGCAGCCUUGGACGAGGCAAGGCUGGGCUUAGCCUCCUUCUCGACGUCUGCUGGCUGCACAGUCUCUCCCCAACCAUCACUUGCAUCACUUGCAUCGCUGCCGAUCCUAGCCUCUUUGCCUGCAACCUCGUCGUGCGCACGCAGCGCUGCCCCACAAUCUACCCCACCACCACCACCCCUCAUACCCACGCCGGUAGCAAGCAAGCCGACACAAUGCCGGAGCUCGUAGGAUCCGUCGACGCGGGCACCACCAGCGUGCGCUUCAUGGUGUUCGACGAGUUCGCCAAGGUGAUCGCCUCGCAUCAGAUGGAGUUCAACCAGUACUACCCGCACCCGGGCUGGCACGAGCAGGAUGCGCACGAGAUCAUCGACUGCGUGCACGAGUGCAUCGACAAGACCAUCGCCAAGCUCGAAAAGGAGGGCAAGUACUCGGCCUCGGAUGUCAAGGUCAUCGGCGUCACCAACCAGCGCGAGACGACGGUGGUGUGGGACAAGGACUCGGGCAAGGCGCUCACGCGCGCCAUCGCCUGGCCCGACGCGCGCACCACGCACACCAUCCGCGAGCUCUCGGCCAAGAGCGACAAGGGCGUCGACGCGCUCAAGGAGGAGACCGGCCUGCCGCUCUCGACGUACUUUGCGUCGGUCAAGCUGCGCUGGAUGCUCGACAACCUGCCCGAGGUGCGCAAGGCGCACGACGACAAGCAGAUGCUCUUUGGCACCAUCGACUCGUGGAUCGUCUACAACCUCACCGACCGCAAGGUGCACAUCACCGACGCCUCGAAUGCAUCGCGCACCAUGUUUAUGGACCUGCGCGCCCAAAAGUGGGACAAGAAGCUGUGCGACUUUUUCGGCAUCGACAUGGACAUCCUCCCGGACAUCAAGAGCUCGUCCGAGGUGUACGGCACCAUAUCCAAAGGUGCGCUCGAGGGCGUCCAGAUCGCCGGCAUCGUGGGCGACCAGAUGGCGGCGCUCGUAGGCAACAAGUGCUUCCAGCCGGGCGAGGCCAAGAACACGUACGGCACUGGCGCCUUCCUGCUCUACAACACGGGCGACAAGGUGGUCUCGUCCAAGAAUGGCCUGCUCUCCACCAUCGCGUACAAGGCCGGGCCCGAUGCGCCCGUGUACUACGCGCUCGAGGGCUCGAUCGCCGUGGCGGGCUCGGCGGUCAAGUGGGUGCGCGACAGCCUGGGACUCAUCAAGGAGGCGCACGAGAUCGGCGAGCUCGCCGGCCAGGUCGACACCACGGGCGGCGUGUACUUUGUCACGGCGUUCAACGGCCUCUUCUGCCCGUACUGGGACGACACGGCGGCGGGCACCGUGGUGGGCAUCACGGCGUACACGGACAAGCGCCACUUCUGCCGCGCCACGCUCGAGUCGACGUGCUAUCAGACCAAGGCGAUCCUCGACGCUAUGGCCAAGGAUUCGGGUGUGGCGCUCAAGGCGCUCCAGGUGGACGGCGGCCUGACCAACUCGGACGUGGCCAUGCAGAUCCAGGCCGACAUCCUGGGCAUCAACGUGGAGCGACCCGAGAUGCGCGAGAGCACGGCGCUCGGCUCGGCGCUACUGGCCGGCUCGGCGAUCGGACUGUUUGGAUGGGACAUCAACAAGCCCGAGACGCUCAGCAAGGUCAACACGGCGGGCAAGCAGGUGUUUGAGCCCAAGAUCGACGAUCAGAAGCGCAACGAGCUGCUGCACGGCUGGGAGCGUGCCGUGGAGCGCGCCAAGGGCUGGAACGAGAACCCCUAA
Messenger RNA from Moesziomyces antarcticus, 1842 nucleotides. Its product is annotated as glycerol kinase. The record is from RefSeq and is a predicted model, not a curated record. Gene Ontology annotation, biological process: glycerol metabolic process; glycerol-3-phosphate biosynthetic process; triglyceride metabolic process. Gene Ontology annotation, cellular component: mitochondrion. Gene Ontology annotation, molecular function: glycerol kinase activity. The coding region runs from base 1 to 1842 and encodes 613 amino acids. Lineage: Eukaryota; Fungi; Basidiomycota; Ustilaginomycetes; Ustilaginales; Ustilaginaceae. The transcript has 2 exons.